AUGGCCAAAAUGGAGGACUUGAAAGGUCUGCCCAAGCGGUUGCUCCGGGAGCACAAGAAAGCCAAAGUCAUUUGUGACGGAGAUAUCUUGGGCAAAGAUGUGGUUGUCUUUGUCGGUUGCUGUGGCAGUGGAAAGUCAACAGUAUCAGCCUACGUCACAGAAAUGACCACCUUUCAGUUCAGUGGUGGAAAACUUGUUGCGGACAAGUCUGUCAGAGACUUCAUCAUCGGGAGUGGCACUGGAGAUGUGACGCGUGGCUUGGCAACAGAAGAGAUCCCUAACACGUCCCUCUACCUCGUUGAUUCAGCUGGGACCGGAGCAAGCUACAAUCGCGAGACAGGGGUGGAGCAGGAGAUCUUUGGGGCGAUCAGCCGCCAGGCCGUCCUGCAUGCAGCUCGGUCUGUGCGAUUGGUGCUUUUUCUGAGUGCCGAGCGCUGUUGUGUUCGCAACGAUCGUGGAAAGCAUGCAAUUCUAGACUUCAAUCACUUGGCUGCAAUGUUCCAAGAUGACGGCAGCAGCUACGAAUCUGUGGCAUUCAUCAUUACAUCAUCACCACAGGUUUUGAACAAGUCCACCGACACACUGGUGGUCGAUGCUCUGGAAGAGAUGGCCGGCAACCUGCUAAGGUUGACUGGCAAGCAGUGCGAUGAGGGCUUCGAGCUGGUCACCGCAGAGCCAACAACCGCCGCCACUGAUGGUGGACAGCGGCUGAUGGAGUAUUGCCAUACUUGCUUGGAGUCUGCACUUCAUGAGGUUCUGAAUGUGGAGGCGGACAGCGAUAUGGGCAGGUUGAAUGCCUUGAUUGACAGUGGCUGCACCAUAUUUCCGGUGAAUGUCUUAGAACAGGAGCAGCAGCACUGCCUGCAAAGAUGGCUCAAGCGCCUGCGGCCUAUCACAGACCCUGCGGUGACACUCAAAUGUCGACUGCCUGUGGUUUGUGAGAAUGAGUUGCAGAGAGCACUGCAGUUCAGGGUCAUCCAGAUCCUGGACAAGGUGAACAGCGAAGGCUCUGCAUGGGCGAAGCAGGAUGCAGAAUCUGGUGUUCAGCUUUUGGAAGAGCUGCCAAGUCUGAUUGAGAUCCUGACCACCUUGGAGGAAUAUGUGCUCCUUCCAGGACUUGGGGAGAACUUGCAGAAGCUGGCCACUGUAGUCUGCAAACAGAACCAGGAUUGUGUCAAGGAUUUGCAGGAGGGAGUGCGCAGAGGUUGCUCAGCUGCGCUGCAGCGUGGAUUCUGUGAGCUUGAAGAGAUGGACCGCUUUGCAGAAAUCUGCCCUACAUUGAAAGGCCAAGACUGGACUUCAAGCAGCGAUGCAAAGACAGUGUGCCUGACUUUGGUGCGGGAGCGUUUCGACUACCUUCUGCCCGGAGGCUUUGGGAACACAACAUCAUGGAAUGAACGUUUGGCUGAUGACAUCCGGAACUUGCUGGAGGUGACGGCGCUGUUGGGAGCAUCUGGCGGCUCAAAGCUUCUGGCAGAGUGGGCAGAGCAACUGUCAAGCUUGGUGAGGACUCUGGAGGACAGCAUCUCAACACACCAGGGAGCGCAGGUGGCAAUCUCAGCACUUUCUCGACUUAGUGAACUCCAAGAGUUUUUGGGGGGAGUUGUUGCUACAUUUCGGGAGAAGGGAAUCCACAGCCUUCCGGACCUGAACGCCAAGUUUGACGACACGAAGAAGAAGCUUAGAGCUCAGGUGGCGGAGCUCUCUGAAAGUGCUGUUGGAGCGCGACAGUUGGACAUGAACGCAGAUGGUUGGAGGACCUUGCGGCAGUUCUGCGGAUCGACUGAGCUGGAGCAUCUCCUUGGCGAGCAGAACCUGGAGGAGACCUUCAUAGUCACGCCGCUCACAUCGACCCUCACACAGAAGCAGCUGGAUGAGGUGGUGGAACGCAUGGCAACCGGCCUCGAUGAUGAUGAAUGGGAGGCCGACCUGCGAGAUCACAUGCACACCUUGCAAGGUUGGGGGCACGUUGGGUCACAGCGCAUCUUGGAGGCUGCAAGGCUAAACCUGGAUGGUAUAGUCAGCAAAUUGCAGGAGAAGGUGAAGGCACAGCAUGAGCCUUUGCUGGAAGUGGUAUCCUUCUUGAAGGAUGUGGCGAUCCCGCACAGUUGCACCGAAGAGUUGAAGAAGCUGGAGAAGCUCUUCGAGUUUGAUUGGUUGAUCCAACACUUUGGCAAGAAGAGCGACACCGUCCGCAGGACUCUCGAUUUGGCCUCCUCAAAACUGAGACAGAGGCUUGAGAGGUUGCUGGAGGCUGCAGAAGGUGAGAAGGAGAAGACGUUCAAUGAAUUCGACAUGGUCAGGGAGGAGAAGUGCUUCCGACUUCUGGUUGGGCUCCAGCAUGCUAGUGGUCUUGCAAACAAGGUUGUCAAGAUCUUGCACUCAAACGAGGCUCUGAGAACCGAAUUGCCAGACCGCACCAAAGGAUUGGUAGAAUGGGCUGAGAAGGCACAAAAGUUCGUGACGGAUGCUGUGAUGGUAGAGGUGAACCAAUGGUGGAGGACGAAGAUAGGCUCCCGUGGCUGGUGCAAGGAAUUCUUGGACCACGUGGCCUCAUCUGACAAGUUGCAGCAAUUGCGGCCAGUUGCGCCCGAAAUCUCCCAAGCCAGGAAGAGGAUUGGGGAAGACAUUCGGAGCUGGCAUCGAGACUGCCUCGAGAAGGCCAAGGAAGCAGCGGAGAACAACAACUGGCAGCACUUCGUAGAUUUCGCAGUCCGCCAGGCCCUUGCUUUUGAGGUUCACGACCUUGCGAGGAAGCUUGGAGUGCGUGAAUCGUGUUGGCCGCUUGUGGAGAAGAAGGCCGAGGACUGGAAAUCCGAGGACGGCUGUAGUGCCAAUGGUGGCUGGCAUGCUAAUCGUGAGCGGCUCCAGACUUUGGUCGACUCGCUGACAAGUGUUCUACGCGAUGAGCCCCGUCUGGCCUUUGUUGCUGACCUCUCAAGGAUCGUGCAGAAGCUUGAUGAGAACCUUUCAGAAACCCAGAAGAAGUUCGAAAACUUCCUGUCUUCGGGCCGUUACUACGAUGCUGGCUGCCUGCUGCAGUCGGAGCUUCCUGAAGAUGUACAGCACCAGAGGUACAACCAGCGGGUCAUUCAGGCCUUGCAAGACUGCUGCAGCAAGUUGGAAAGGACUACUGAGGACGAAGAAGGAGCAGAACAAGCUAUCAGAAAUGCCACCGACCUCAAGGAGGAAUUCGCGCGCUUGCAGGAGCUCCAGCAAGAUGUCUUACAAUCCAGAACCAAGGACCUCUUGAAGAGGAUGGAUGCGCGAUUGCUUGAGCUGGAGGAUGUGAUUAAGAGGAAGUUGCAGUCUGGGCUUGGUGGAGGAUGGCGAUUUGCACCUCCACAGCAUUCAAGUCACCUUCGAAUGGCUGCCGCCUUCAACGGAACAAGCGCCCACGAGAUUGCCAAGGACAUCUUCACCAAAGACUUGACGUCUCUAGCCGAUAGAGCUAAAGACCUCGCUCUGCGAGAUAUGAGUGGCUUGCUUCGGAAGUUGCUCGAGAUGUGGCGCCAACUGGGUCCAGAUGUGCAGUCUCAGCUUGUGCAGAUCAUGCGCCAAUCUUUGGAAGAUGUCUGGCAACAUGUCCCUGGCAAGUGUGAAGCAGUCAGGGAGCAGUUCCGACAUCAAAAAGAGGCAAAGCAAUGGCAACGUGCCAAAGAGAGCUGCCAAGAGCUGCGAGAUAUCUGCACUGUUCUGAGAUCCUUGGAAGAAACCUCCACGCAUGUAGGCGUGCCAUUUGGAAUGACGCGGCACUUGCAGCUUCUGGUGAAGAAAUGCGGCUGCCCACCCCCGACUGACAGGGCACUCGAGAAAGCUGACUCUGGCGUGGGCUCUGGCGAGUUUGAGGCAGCGCUUGAGGUUUGGUGCUUGACGCAGUGUCAUGGAGCCCAGGAGCAGAGGCUCAUCGAAUCCAUUGUCCAGAAGAUCACGGACUGCGUCGAUGACUGCCUGGCCUCCGGCCAGCCAAGAGCUGGCAGAGAUAUGCACCAGCAGCUAUCAGCUCUUAAGAGGUUCUUGGAGGCUGUGGGUGAUGACCCUCCACCUGAAUUGGACCUUCUUUGCCAAGAUGCUCGACGCGUUCGCGAUGGUCACGCUCCUGGAGUAGAUCAGGCCCUUGCCGCCAAGGCUGAUCGCGUGGUUGAGGCUGCUCAGAGCACAGACUUAGACCAGCUGGUCGCCAGUUUGACGGAGUACAGGCCCGUUCAAGAGUUUGUAGCGCACGAGAAGUGCCAGGAAGUUGAGGCUGCGCUUGCUUCCUGCAAGCUCAAGAUUGCCGAGAGGCUGACGCUUGCCAAGCAAUAUGCGCGCGAGAGGAACAUAAGUGCCCUCAGGGCUGCUUUGCAGCCCAUCCAGAGGUGGAGGGAGGUUGUCGAUCGUCUUACCCAAAAUGACCAGCAGCUCUUGACCGAGAGCCUGCUGCAGAAUGGUUCACAAACUCUUUCUGAGUGGAUGCGCUUGACCGUGCUUGGGUCGGACCUGUUUGAGCAGCGUGACCUUGAAAGGUUGUGCAGAGAUGGAAAGUAUUCUGAGGUCUCAGACGUGUGCGAGCUUCGGGAUCUACUGGUCCAGGUGUUCGGAGCCCGUCGUGAAGAUUUAUCUGCCAUCACCCACCAUCUGGAAUGCCAGGCUAGCGAGGCCAUUCGGUUGCUUGGAGAGGGUAGCCUGGAGGAUUUUGGUCCUGCAUACAAGGCUUUGCGAGAUGCCGCUGCAGGCUUGCCUGAGCAUCUUGGAGUAGGGAAGUUUGUGCAGAAGGUUGAAAAGGCCCUGGACACUGGUAUGUUGGAGCCACAUGCAGUGGUUCUUUGCAACGCAAAAUCCUUACAGGAGGCUCAGGCAGCCACUCUGAAUCUCAGGAGGAUCGCGAUUGAAGUGCCGGAUGCCCAUGCGCAAGUGAAAGUCAAGCUGGCCAGGGGCUUCAAGGCUUUGCAGCAGUCGGUUCACUUCGGCAAUGAAGGGCUCAACUUGCUGUAUGCUGCGCUGCUGAAUGAUGACAUUGGGAAGAAAGUCAUCGGUGAGCAUCCCACUGUCUUCGCCGCUGGUGCAGACCGCGUGAGGAACCUUGCAUUCAGAAAGGCAGGCCAGAUGUCGACAUCAGAUAUCGUGACGCAACUAGACGGUGACGGUUUGAAUGAGGAGGAGAAAAGGGAUCUCACUUUGGCACUUGCGCAACACAGUGAUAAGAUGCAGGAGCUACAGGGGAGGUACCUCAUGCUUAGCAGCGUUGAGCAGAUGAAGGCCCAGGUCAAACACGACCUGAACCACGUGAUGCCGAGAGGCUCAGCGCCAACCUCCAACGAAACAGCCCGCAACUAUCUCACUCAUUUGGCUGCUGCCUACAUGGUGGUGAGGUCCGGUGAAGCUUACCUCGCAGCUUCUAUACAGGGCAAGAAGGAGGUCCUGGUGACACCGCACAGUGGCCAGAUGGUGACGCUUUUCCGCCUCCUUAGGGUUCACUCCUCUGGCAGCUGGUAUAGCCCAAUCCUCCACUUCUUUUCGCGCGUCAAGACCUCCAUGUCAGGCACAAUCCCGCCAAUCUGUGAGAAUCAUCUAGCCCAGAUACUGACAGGUGAAGGGAAGUGUCUGACCUUGGGCCUUUUGGCAGCCUUUUGCGCCCUCUCUGGGAUGGAAGUCGACGUGGUGUGCUACCAGCAUUACUUGGUGGAGCAGGACUGGAAGGCAAUGGCGCCUUUCUACGAGUUCUUGGGCAUCAGCGACAAAAUCCACUAUGCCACUUUCCAGGACAUCUGUGAGAACCGUCUCAGCUGCAUUCAGGACGCAUCAAAGGAGCUCCUUUCUCGUUCAAACACGUCUCGCGAGCCAACUCACAUCUCGCCGGAGAAGCGCGUCCUGCUGGUCGACGAGGCCGACGUUUUCUUUGGAAGGCGCUUUUAUGGUGAGACCUUUGAUGGAGUCUUCCGCCUGGACUCAAAGGAGGCGAAGGACCUCGUGAGAUUUAUAUACACUGAGUACAAGAACGGGAGGUCGCCAAAGAACAUCACGAAGACUGCGGAGUUCCAAGCCUUGGAGAACAGUUGCCCUGCUCAGCUGCAUACAGCCUUGCGCCAGAUCGCUUCAGCUCUGGUGGCCAACGUGCAGGACUUCAUGAAUCCUACGCCAGCUGUCAAGGACGGCAAGGUCGGGUACAAGCUGCAGGGAGAAGACACGUAUUCCAAGAGCUAUGCCAACAAGACUGUGUUUGCGUACUUGCACUUUGCCGAGGAAGGACGCAUCCCUGAAGACAGUGCUGAGGAACAUGUUGGCAUCGACGUGGUCUGUGGCCGAUUCAGUUUUGCAGACAUCCCAAAUCAAUACAGCUGCAUUCUAGGUGUCACGGGUACGUUGAGGGAGCUCUUCACUGUGCAUGGCAUCAAGCGGCCACUGGGUGCACAAGCAGAAGCGCUGUUCAAGAGUGGCGGCUAUGGAGUCAUGGUGGGCAACGCCUCCCAGCAACUUGUGGAGGCUUUGGAAGCUGCAGCAGAUGCGCCGCAGCUCAAGGGAUUGGUGAAGGACAAGCGGUUCAGGCACGAAGAAGGCACGGCCAUCCUCUACUCCAGAAGAGAGGCUGCUGCUGGCAUCAUGGAUGCGCUUGCAUUCUUCGACAAGGAGAUGCCAUAG
Molecule: messenger RNA, 6618 nt
Organism: Symbiodinium pilosum
Lineage: Eukaryota; Dinophyceae; Suessiales; Symbiodiniaceae
Source: the annotation of a GenBank genome assembly